AUGAGCGAUUCUGAUACUGGUACCCACGUGCCGUUAUCAGAAGUGGGAUGCGAAAAACAGUCGGAUCAAGAUACUCAGCCCCACAAUCAACCUAGCAAUAGUGGAUUGCUUACCAAUAUGGAAGCCCUGCUAACCCGUUUGUUAGCAAUGCCGCAGCAAACAUCGCAGCCUGUAGCAAACACUAACGCGGUUCAGUUAAUAAAGUUCGACCCAGAUGACGAAGAUGCUGAUGUUAAGGGCUGGUGCCGUGUUUCGGAGUUGAUUAUACACAGCAAGAAUUUAAUUGGCGUGGAACUUUUGGUAGCUCUGACAACUGCAUUAAAAGGACGAGCAGCAUCUGUUCUGACUAAACUGCGUCUGGAAGACUUAACCUGGGAAGUUGUGAAACAAGCAUUGCUGGCGAAAUUUGCAGAGCCCAAAUUGAUGCAGGAUUACUUUGAUGAAGUGUUGCGCUUUCAGAUCGGAACAAAGGAGACUGCUAGCGAAUCCGCUAUGCGUUUAUGGGCACUAAUCGAGCGAAUUCCUAAAGACGAGAUGUUAGAAGAGGCAAUCACUGGGUUCGUUAUUUCCGUUCUGAGCUCGAAAGACAACAUGAUUCGUCGUGAACUGAACUCCUAUGCCAUCACAACGCGUGCUCAACUCUUCCGGACACUAGGUGGGGUCUCUUUAAAGCGGCGUACUGAAGAUAAUGAUGGUAGUGAUAAUAAGAUAAAAAAACCUCGUCCGUCAGACUCGAAGUUCAAUGGGAAGUGUCAUCGGUGUGGAGUUCCUGGACACAAAAUAGCAGAGUGUAAAAGGCGACGUGACGACUCAGUUAAUCGCGCUGAUGGUUCCAAGGAUCAGAUCAAGGACAGGUCGACACCAAUCACCUGUUUCUCGUGCGGGAAACCUGGCCACGUAUCUACGUCGUGCCCUGAGAAGAGAGGCGGCGCAGCGGUCAGGGAGGUCAACACCUGCGAGCACAAGACUUCGAGAGGUAAACUAACGACGGCAUCUGGUGAGCAUAUCUGUUUCCUUUUUGAUAGUGGCUCCUCUUGUUCUUUGAUUAAGGAAUCUGUGUCUUCGGAUUUCCCUGGCAUUGAACGCAAUAACACAGUUUAUUUGACUGGCAUUGGGGGAGACGAUAUUGAGUGUGAUAGACAAAUUUCUAGCACUGUCCAAAUUAAUAAUCUUUGCUUGACUCUCUUGUUUCAUGUCGUUCCAAACAACUGCAUUUCAGAAAACGUUAUUGUAGGUAGGGACGUACUGGAAAAUGGAGUACGUGUUGAGAUUGAUAACGAAAAUCUCUUCAUAUCCACUAAUGAGAAAAUAAAUUUUUGCGAAAGUGUACAAGGUAUUGACGUCGCGGCCCUAGAUACAGAUUUAGUCGGGGACGAGAAGGAAGCCUUAUUGGGUAUCUUGUUGAAGUAUACUGAUCACUUUAUAAGUGGUACUCCAACUAAACGUGUUAAUACGGGUGUAAUGAAAAUUGAACUUAUUGACCCUAAUAAAAUAGUCCAACGGCGACCGUACCGUUUAUCUCCCAUCGAAAAACAGGUGGUGAGGGAUAAGGUUCAGGAGUUAUUGAAAGCUGGUGUUAUUCGAGAGAGUUCCUCGCCGUUUGCUAGUCCGAUUCUAUUAGUAAAGAAAAAGGACGACACGGAUAGAAUGUGUGUCGACUACAGAGAACUCAACUCAAACACGCGACCUGAGCAUUACCCCCUACCACUUAUAGACGACCAAAUAGACCAGCUCACCGGAGCUUAUUACUUUUCGUGUUUAGACAUGGCCUCUGGUUUCCACCAGAUUUUGAUCCACCCAGAAUCCGUAGAAAAGACAGCUUUCGUGACGCCCGAGGGACAAUACGAAUAUGUUGCAAUGCCAUUUGGUUUACGCAAUGCACCCUCGGUAUAUCAGAGGUGCAUUAAUGAUGCACUUAAAUAUUUGAAAGAUGGACCCCUAGUGUAUAUGGACGAUGUGCUCUGCCAUUCCUCUGACGUCACAGAGGGUCUACGACGGUUAGACCGAUGUCUGGGAGCUCUGACGAAAGCUGGGUUUUCGUUGAAUUUAC
This is a messenger RNA of Spodoptera litura, 2050 nucleotides long. RefSeq lists its product as uncharacterized. The record is from RefSeq and is a predicted model, not a curated record. Lineage: Eukaryota; Metazoa; Arthropoda; Insecta; Lepidoptera; Noctuidae. Gene Ontology annotation, molecular function: zinc ion binding; nucleic acid binding.